This is a messenger RNA of Aspergillus tanneri, 1026 nucleotides long. Its product is annotated as putative nucleoside-diphosphate-sugar epimerase. Lineage: Eukaryota; Fungi; Ascomycota; Eurotiomycetes; Eurotiales; Aspergillaceae. The transcript is spliced from 3 exons. The coding region runs from base 1 to 1026 and encodes 341 amino acids. The record is from RefSeq and is a predicted model, not a curated record.
AUGGCCCCACCCAAGGUCUUUCUCACUGGAGGCACCGGUUACAUUGGCGGAGACGUCCUCUACGCCGUCAGUCAGGCGCAUCCUGACUGGCAGUUAUCUGUCCUGGCUCGGAGUCCAGAGAAAGCAGCUCAGGUUUCCAGCAAAUACCCCAACGUAAGAAUAGUGAUUGGGGACCUUAGUUCCUCCUAUCUCAUCCAGGAGGAGACCAAAAACGCAGACAUCGUCUUCCACUGUGCCGACUGUGACCAUGUUGCCGCGGCAGAAGCCAUCGCCAAGGGUGCCGCUCAACACAGCCCCUAUAGGCCGCUGUGGUUAAUCCACACUUCUGGGACCGGUAUCCUGACGGUUGAGGACUUCCGCACCAACACUUGGGGUCUAUACCGGACCAAGGAGCACGACGACUGGGACGGUGUGGACGAGCUCCUCAACCUUCCGGAUGACUCUCUCCACCGGAACGUGGACAAGAUCAUCAUCGAUGCUGGCAAAAGCAAUCCCGACAGUGUCAAAGUGGCUAUUGUCUGUCCUCCGACAAUCUACGGCCCAGGCCGCGGACCUGGUAACCAGGAGAGUGUGCAGGCAUACUGGCUGACUGCUGCGGUGCUGAAGAGGAAGAAGGGGUUCCUAGUUGGUAAGGGAGAAAACAUCUGGCACCAAGUCCAUGUCCAAGAUCUGAGUAGCGUCUAUCUGGCCUUGGGAGAUGCCGCUUCGGUUGGUGGCGGAAAUGCGUCCUGGAACAACGAGGGAUAUUAUUUGGCGGAGAACGGUCCAUUUGUCUGGGGUGAUAUCCAGCGUGAAGUGGCCCGGGUAGCUUAUGAGAAGAAGCUGAUCCCAUCUCCGGAGGUUGAAUCUUUGUCCGAUGCUGAGGUCACUGAGCUGAACGAGUUUGGGCUGUAUGCUUGGGGCAGUAGCUCGAGGGGGCACUCCUACCGUGCUCGGAGGCUGCUUGGCUGGUCUCCCAGCAGGCCCAGCUUGAAGGAGCUUAUCCCACAGAUUGUGGAUAUUGAAGCUAAGAGUCUAGGUCUCUAA